AUGACCGCAUAUAAAGCCAAGAGCCCCAAUGCACGCCCCGUUCCGCAAAUGAUCUCUACGCCUAAAUUGAAGACCGAAGACUUCGGAGACCGCAUCGACUUCCUGAACUUCGGAUACGAUGAUUUCGAGCCCAAAACGCCAGAGGAGAGGCUGAUGAAGUACCGAGCCGAUGUCGAGUUGUCCAAAGUGCAUGCAAAGCGCUACAAGCUUAUGGCAGAUCGCAAAACGAAAGACUUCUAUAUGGACAAGGUACCGCAUCGGAAGGACGAAACUGGAGACAGCCUCGACUUCCUGAAAAGAUACGCCGAAAUAAAGCCCCAGACGCCGGAGGAAAAGUUGAUGAAGCUUAAGGUCGAUGUCGAGUUCUCGAAAAUACAUCAGGAUCGGUACAGGUUCAAGACUGCUGAGCUGUUCUUCGAGGGUAGAGCGAUAUUUGCGCAGCUCAUGGUCGAUGUUGAGGAGUCUCGGUUGAAGAUCAGACGGGAAGCUGCUGCGGCUGCAAAUUCGAAAGCUACCUCGUCAUCGUCUGAGGAUCAUGACCAUGGAACAGAAGCUUUUCAGGGUUAG
Messenger RNA from Alternaria viburni, 567 nucleotides. RefSeq lists its product as uncharacterized. The transcript has a single exon. The record is from RefSeq and is a predicted model, not a curated record. Lineage: Eukaryota; Fungi; Ascomycota; Dothideomycetes; Pleosporales; Pleosporaceae. Bases 1 to 567 code for a protein of 188 amino acids.